Formica exsecta is the source of this 4244-nucleotide messenger RNA. Its product is annotated as glycerophosphocholine phosphodiesterase GPCPD1-like. The transcript has 15 exons. Lineage: Eukaryota; Metazoa; Arthropoda; Insecta; Hymenoptera; Formicidae. The record is from RefSeq and is a predicted model, not a curated record. Gene Ontology annotation, biological process: glycerophospholipid catabolic process. Gene Ontology annotation, molecular function: glycerophosphocholine phosphodiesterase activity; starch binding. The coding region runs from base 571 to 2949 and encodes 792 amino acids.
ACUAGUAGCUCUCGAGCAUUCGCGCGCGUCGGAACGUACGUACGAUCGAUUAUUUUCUCUCUCAUUUUCUCUUUUUUUUUUUUUUGUUUUACAUUCGCGACUUGCAACUUUGCUAGUAGCGGAAAUUAAACCGGUUGACUGAAACAAACCCGUUCCUGGAAAAUAAAAACCCGUUUGUCAACAUUGACGCAAUCGAAAAGGUGGCGAUGAUCGAUAGUGUCGCGGACCAGUGCACGAUGCAACCUACUGGAAGUUAGCACGUGUGGAAAAUUAUUUUUGCAGUUCGUGCACGCGCCAGCAUGCGCUCUGUCGUAUUCAUUACGCCAAGACGCGAGCAUUACAGUCACGAUUAUGUCGAGUCCCGCGAAGAAUCCGAAAGGACCAUCGCAAUCGUUCGUUAAAUAACGCGAGUCGCCGGACGGCGAGGAUUGGGUGAAAACGGCAGACUCCGAGAGCCUCUUGGAACGGAGUCGUCCGAGUCGAGACACCACGUCAGUGAAAAAACGAGGAGGAUAUCAGGCGCCACUUGAAUCUAGCAUCACCGAAGUGGCGGCCACACAAAGCUCCGAUAUGAAGGGAUCUAAGAGAGACUGGAUUUUUAGAGUCCAGGUGCCCAACCUGGAAAAAAAUGAAGUUGUUUAUGUGGUUGGAAAUCUGCCUGAAUUGGGUGCCUGGAAUCACAACCAGGCUAUCCUAAUGUCACAGGAGCAUAGCAGUCGCACAGAGUCCCCUGCAUUGUUUGACAAUAAUAGCAGUGGGGAUUUCUAUAAAGAUGAUGGGUGUGAAAGCAAUGCAACUGACAGCGUAUUUGUUGGCGAAGAAGAGGAUGGCCGAAUAUUCUCGCAAAAGGUUGCUCUUCCCGUCGACACUAAUAUCGAAUUCCGAUAUUUUGUAGCUGUCAUCUGUCAAUCAAAUGGCACUAAAAACUCAGCUAAAACUCUGAUUAUCCGCAGAUGGGAAACUCAUAUGACACCAAGAUUAAUUAGAAAAAAUAUACCAAGCAAUUUUGAUAAUGACACAUUACCAGAGCCUGAUAAAUUUGGCUAUCACAAUAAUUACUACAAAAUUGAACGAGGCUGGUUAACAGAUGAAACUGUGAUACAAUUUAAACUAUUCAACAAUCCUAUUAAACUCUGGAAGAAUCGGCUUCAAAAUAGAAAAGUUCAUAUUAAGAUGACACCUGUAAAUCUAGUUAGACACAAUUCCUUAGAAUUGCAACAGUUUGGGGGCGACUGUGUAGACGAUAGUCUUUCUAUGGAUACACAAGAUGUUGUUGAUCAACCUGCCUUUACGAGUAUUACGGAAAUCGCUGUGAUGAACGACGAAGAGGCUAAAUUCAAAUCGCAGGAGCAAUUCGGCCGUCCUUACAAUGAAGAUGAAUUUUUAAUUUUCAACGUUGCUGUUCGGUAUCCCGAAACAAUUGCAUACUUAGUGGACUACUAUGUGUACAGCUCAAGGUGUUUCCCAGGAGAACCACCAAAUCAUAUUGGUUUCAGCUAUAUCCUGCCUAGUACUUUACAAUCCAGUGUCGGACUUCUCACUGUACCAAUUACUAGUACAAAACACAGACCUAUUGGGCAAUUGACAGUGGAGUAUGUCGUCAUAAAACCAAUUCCGGACUACCCAUGGGACACAAGCAUUUCGUAUGCGAAACACUGGGAACAACGAUGGUCGGGCUUGGAUGUAGGACAUAGAGGACUUGGUACAUCUUUCAAGUUUGAAAUGAAGAACUGCGCUAACGUACGCGAGAAUACAAUCGCGUCUCUGAAGACCGCAUCGCAUCACGGUGCGGACAUGGUCGAAUUUGAUGUGCAAUUAUCGAAGGAUCUUAUACCUGUGAUCUACCACGACUUUUACGUAUCCAUCUCAAUGAAACGUAAAAAGCAAUCAGAGGCUAUGGAUAUGCUGGAAAUACCCGUUAAGGAUCUUACUUUGGAGCAGCUGCAUCUACUCAAGGUUUAUCAUGUUGCCGAAGGCCGUGAAAAGAAUCCGAGAUUCUUCGAUGACGAUUUAGAAGAUCAUCAACCCUUCCCUACGCUGCAAACCGCACUCCAGGAAUUGGAGCUGCACGUUGGAUGCAACAUCGAAAUUAAAUGGAACAUGCAAUUGAAGGACGGCACGUUCGAGCUUAAUCAUCCCUUUGAUCUCAACAUAUAUCUAGAUAUCAUUCUGAAGGUGGUAUUGGAAUACGGAGGCAAUCGAAAAGUCGUGUUUUCCUCGUUCAAUCCGGAUAUUUGCGCGAUGAUCCGUCUCAAACAAAAUAAAUAUCCAGUAGUAUUUCUAACGCAAGGCGUUACAUUGAAGUAUCCCACUUACCACGAUCCGAGAUGCCAGACGAUACCGAUGGCCAUGAGACAUGCGUUAGCCGCGGACAUUCUAGGAAUUAAUGUCCACACGGAAGAUAUUCUUCGAGAUCCAUCUCAAGUCAAGUUGGUUAAGGACGCGGGAUUAAUCAUAUUUUGUUGGGGCGAUGAUAACAACGAUAAGGCCACUAUCCAGCAUCUGAAGAAACUCGGUUUACACGCAGUCAUAUACGAUAAAAUGGACGAAUAUAACCCAAAAGAAGUGAAGGAAAGUAUAUUCUUGGUGGAUGCUAGAGAAAGCCAAAAAGAGCUGAUAGCCUUGGCACAUUGCAGUCAAACGCCACAGACACAAAUCUCUACUCCUCUCAACACAGAGAAGGAAUAUUACUUGGACCGACCGUCGACGACCACAUCGCUCGCGAAGAACAAUGUAAUUAACGGCGAUAAUAUAUAUUCCGCACCGACCUUAGAAGCUAACUGCGAAGAAAACAGGGAGAUCAACGAGAUAACCAAGGAUUUCAGUACCUGUGCAAAUACUUUUGGCAACUCGGCGACAAAUACGAAAAAUGUCUCUGAUCUAAUGUGCGGACCGACUGCUCUACCUGAAAUUUACGGAGAGGAUGAGACCGCGAAGGAUUGCCUUUGAUGCUUUUCCUUCAAGAAGCCCUUCUUCUCAUGGUUUUGAUAGAGACGUAUUACUCUCAAUGGAGAGGAGUCUAUGCGAUGCGACGACAGGAAAAACUUGUUUUCUAACUUGCGCUAUAUUUGUAGCUGAUAAGCCGAAGUAUUACCGAGAUUGUUACUUUAAAGUAUAAUAUGCGAUACGCGAAGAAAAAUCAUCCGAUUUCUCUCUUACGAUGAUAUUCCUUUAAUCGGUCCAUUUUUCUCGCGUAUUGUACAGCAUGUGUCGGAAAAAUUUUAUAACCGGAAAAAUUUGUUUAAAAAUUUGAGAUCGAUAUUUCUUUAACGAGAAUAAUUUGGAGAUCAUAAAUAUGUUAUUUGAUUUAUGUAUCGGAAAGUCUAGAAUUCUCAAUCUAAAUACAAAGGAUUUCCAACAAUUUCGAAAUCUUAACAACAACAAAUAAACUUUAGACAUAUAAGACCUUCUAGACCUGUACAAAUUUUAAAAUUCAAUUUUUUAUUGGAUUCAAAAACUGAAAUAUAAGCUUUUACAAGGAUGCAUCAUGCAAAGAUUUAGAAAUUUAAGAAUCUAGCAAUUCGAAGAUCCGAAUACUUAAAACUAUAAGAAUCUAAAAAUAUAUAUAGUUUCAUUAAUAUAGUUUAUCAAUUAAUUAUCAGGUUACAUUUUCUCUAAUAAUAAAAAUCGAAUGCACGUUUCGGCGUAGUGUGUUUCCUAGUAUCCUGUAUGCAUCCUAAUACUUUCUAACAAGGAUCUUUUAAAUGCUAAUGAAUCCGACGCAGGCUGUAGAAAACGAUUCUAACUCCCGCGUAUCUACGCUCGUGACAAGGAGCUGGCGCGAGAGUUAUGUUUUUAGUACAAAUGUCUUCAGGUAUAUGUCUUUAUUUAGAAUUGAGGAAGAAACAAGAACAUUCUCUCCUUCUCUCUUCCGCUUUAUCGCUAUUCAAAUAUUAUAAUACGAAUCGAGAAAAAAAAGAAAAAACAGACAAAAAAAGCAAGUCCCUUGUACUUUACGAGAGCGCGAUAUCAUUAAUUGAUACAUUUUUUACAAGCUGUCGAACGAAAAAAAAAAUAUACAAAGGCGAGAGCGAAUGAUCGCGCCUCACUUUUUCGAAUUGCCUUUUUGACAGCGGCAUCUCACGUUUUAAGAUCGUACAGUAAACUAUUUUUCGUAGUUAGAUAGAAUAGGGGUAUUACUUCAUAUUCAUUUAUUUGUAUCGUUCAACAAUGUGGGACAAGGCGCUUUAUUCGAUCAAUGUGAGCAUGAUCGAAGAAAAUAAAUAAAAAUCUUUCAAAAAAAA